Messenger RNA from Aspergillus campestris IBT 28561, 3543 nucleotides. Its product is annotated as PH domain protein. Bases 1 to 3543 code for a protein of 1180 amino acids. NCBI's taxonomy places the organism in Eukaryota, Fungi, Ascomycota, Eurotiomycetes, Eurotiales, Aspergillaceae. The transcript has 2 exons. The record is from RefSeq and is a predicted model, not a curated record.
AUGGGUCGUUCGCGUGUGUUAUCGUUCAUCUCGGCCUUCGGUGGCUCUCGCAAAGAGAACCCCGAACAACAUCACCGCACCGUCUCGGCUUCCGCCACCUUAAACAAAUCCCCCCCCAGGUCCGAAACGCCGACGUCUGAGACGCCCUCCCCUCUUGAUGCCUCCCCGUCCGGUCCCUCCAUCGGGGAGCGACGGAUUUCGCGCCCGGCGUCCACGAUCUUUUCGCACACCCCACCCUUGAUGGAGUUCGCUCAAGAUACGCCCCCGGAGCUGCAGCCCAUCUUCACCUACCUCAACAGCCACUCUAAUAAACUCUACCACGAGGGCUACUUCCUGAAACUGAACGACCUCGACACCCAAGGCCGUCCCUGUGGCGAUCGCCAGUGGGUCGAAUGCUACGCGCAACUCAUCGGGACCGCCCUCUCCUUGUGGGAUGCCGCGGCGCUGGACGCUGCGGGCGAAGGGGAAGAGGUCCCCCCCACCUUUAUCAACCUGACCGAUGGGUCCAUCAAGAUGAUUGAGACCCUCCCCACCCGCAAUGAAGGCGCGCAAACGCUGAAGAAUGUCCUGAGCCUCUGCUCGGCCGGCCAGAAUCGCUACCUCUUCCAUUUCAAUUCCUUCCAUUCGCUGACCCAGUGGACGGCUGCCAUCCGCCUGGCCGUGUACGAGCACACGUCGUUGCAGGAAGCCUAUACCGGGUCGAUCAUCGCCGGCAAGGGAAAGCAACUCAACGGCAUCCGCUCCCUCCUCGAACGCCAUCGGUUCAAGUACGCGGAUUGGGCGCGCGUGCGAUUCGGCGCCGGGACUCCGUGGCGGCGCUGCUGGUUUGUCGUCAGUCCUCCGGACGAGAAGGAAUUCCAAAAGGCCCAGAAGUCCAUCAAGAAGUCUGCGUACGACCGCGCUCCGCGCUUGGUCACGGGGGACAUCAAGUUCUACGAGACCAAGAAGACCAAGAAAGUGAAACCCAUCGCCACCAUCAAAGACGCCUACUGCGCAUAUGCGAUCUACCCCCAGUCUCGCGCCUUGGUCGACCAGUCCACCAUGGUCAAGAUCGAGGGCCGCAUCACCAUCCACUCGGAGCCCGAGUCCACCUCGGAGGGCUUCGUCUUUGUCAUGCCGGAGACGCACCCGGCCGUGUCCGGGUUCGAGAUCAUGCUCAAAUUCCUGAUGCCGACCUUUGACACCUUCAACCUCUACGGCCGCCCCACCCGCCUCAUCGCGGCGACGAACCACAUCAAGAGCAUCAUGUUCGCCUUCCCGAACGAGAAGCGCCACGGGUACCUGGACGUCCUCGAUGUCUGUCACCUGAUGCAGACGCCCGGCAGCCAGAACUGGAGCGAGGCCGAAUGGCGGAAACAGCUGAAGGAAGCCACCGCGCACCGGAUGGCCAACGUCGGGGGCAGCGGUGCGAGCAGCGCCUCCAGCAGUAAACCCCAGUUCCGGGCCAGCCUUCCCAACCGAUAUAGCCAGGUGCCGGGCGGCCCGCAGCGACGCCCCUACCUGCAGGAGCAGCCUUUCAACCAGUCCAGCGAUGCCGUCAUCCAGGAGGGGCCUCGCGACCAGUCGUUCUCCGCGGCGUACCACACGCGAGUCGCGUCCGACACCGCUGGAUUCCCCGGCGCCCGGAAGCUGCCGCAGGAUUCCAUCGCGGAGAGCGCCUCCCCGGCAUCAUCUGCGCACGAUCUGGCGGCGCCCGGCGGCGAGCCGCGCCCGGCGACGAACGGCCAGAGUGACCGCAGCAGUUCGGACGGGGAGUGGAAGCCCCAGCCCGAUCAGGAAGCCGAGGACAUUGGACAGCACUAUCGCUCGCCGUCUCCUCCGGCGCCCGUGUCCCUGCCGCCCGCCUUCACCCAUGGGCCGGGCGAGGUGCCCUCGUCCCGUCCUCGCCCGUCGUCCGAUCUGCGCCGGGCCAACAAUCGAAUGUCGAACGCGACGCUGGCCCAGCUCGUCGCCGCGUCCGGGAAAUCGAACUUCGCCGGGGCCGCCGCCGCUCCGCCCCACCAGCGUGACCUGAAAGAGGCGGACGAGCAAGACCAGAACCGGAUGGCCGCACGCAAUCCCCACCCGACGGUCCCCGAGGAGUCCACGCUGGCCCUCGCGGUGUCGGAUUAUGGACCCCCGCCCUCGGUCUCGCCGCUGCCGGCGGCCGACGCGGAAAAUCAGCCGCGGGGGAUGUUCGGCGCCCCCCUGGCGAAGCCGCCCGCUCGACAGAGUCUCCAGCUGGACAUGAGCAAGUCCGUGAAGCGGAAGCCCCUGCCUUCCCGCGACAGCCGAGAUCUUGCGACUCCCAGCCCCGUGGGGGAGCCCAGUUACGACGACCUGCGCCAUACCGUCGACGAAGAAGUCCUGAACUGGGUGGGCUCGCACCCGUCCCUCCCGUCGCCGCAGAAAGAGACCCAGGAUGAGGAAAGUGUCUACGAUGACGGGGCGUCCACGGUGUCGCCCGAUUACGCCAGCACCCACGGGUCCGUCUACAGCAAGCACUCGGUCCGGUCCGUCCCCCGACCGCGGAUGGGAGUCAAGAAAACCGUCGGCGCUGUGCCGCAAAAGGACCUGGUCAUCGGCGACGCUCGCUAUACUUUGGACACGCCCACCUCUCAACCCAACCCCAAUAUCCCGUCCGUCGACUUUGGACCCACCCUGACGUAUCUGCCGACUACUGGCCGCCCGACGACGUCGGACACGCUGAAGAAGAACAUCCAGCAUCACCGGACGGACUCGGAUAUCACCGAGCGGCAACGCUACUAUACUCCCACCCAGCCGAUGGACCGGGAGCACUCUCGAUCGCCGAGCCAGGACGAAUACCGGCGGAGCAUGAUGUGGCAGCCCGGCAUGGCAGCUGGCCGUCCGGUCACCCCCGGCGGUCUGACGCCGGAACAAUUCGUGCAACGGCGGGCGGCCCCUAGCCCGCCCGUCCACAUCCACCACCGGGCUCCCUCCACCACGCCGACCCCGCCCCCGGCGCGGCCAGUUUCAGGCGACUGGACGGCUCCGCCCCGUCCCCACUCGCGCGGCGCCAGCAGCAUGAUGAACUACAACGACAUCUCGUCGCACCUGUCCGCGCGCGAACAGGAGCACGUCGCGCGCAUGACCGGCUCGUCCUUCUUCAACCUCUCCAGCGAAAACAAGAAGCCCCCGACACAGGUGAACCCCAUGGGUCUCGUGGGGGCCAUCGACGCACGAGAGCGCGAGCGAAAGAGCAUGAUGGACGGCAUGUCCAACCAGAUGGUGCAGCACGCCAUUGCCCAGCGCCAGCAACACUGGCAGCAACAGCAGCCACAGCCGCAGCCGCAGCAACAGGCCCCAGCGGUGCCCCCCAAGUACGCGACCACCAACGGCCGUCAUAGCGUUUACAACAUGCCCACCGCCAGCCACACUUGGGACGCUCUCAAUCAGCCGUACCGGCCGGAUGAGCCGCGGCGCCAGUCGUGGUAUGGGCCUUUGGCGUCGUCUCCGUCGCCGCAGGGGGCUUCGUAUGCUCAGAGCCAGUAUUUCAGUCAGCAUCCGAGCCAGUAUGGUAAUGCGAAUGCUAUGCAUUACUGA